UAUAUGAGCAAAGCAUUCAAGGCACAGGACCAGGAGGCUCAGGCGCUCAUUGACACCACUGCCAAGGAAUUCAGUCUGAAUGAAGCGCAGGAGAGAGCUUUCCAGAUUGUUGCAAACCAUGCUGUAGAGUCCAAUGGCGAGCAUCUCAAAAUGUACCUCGGGGGCAUGGCAGGCACAGGAAAGUCACAGGUCAUCAAAGCUUUGACACCCAUCUUUGCUGCUCGCCAGGAAAGCUACCGGUUCAUGUGCAUGGCCCCCACUGGAUCUGCUGCAGCACUUACUGGAGGAUCUACAUACCAUUCCAUGCUUGGACUCAGACAAAAUGCAUCCUCAGAUUCUGUGGCUACCCUGCUUCAAGUGCGUGCUCGUCUGCAGAAUGUGGAGUACAUGUUCAUUGAUGAGAUCAGCAUGGUUGACUGUGGAAGCAUGUAUACUACAUGUGCAAAGAUGUGU
This is a messenger RNA of Trametes versicolor FP-101664 SS1, 453 nucleotides long. RefSeq lists its product as uncharacterized. Gene Ontology annotation, biological process: DNA repair; telomere maintenance. Lineage: Eukaryota; Fungi; Basidiomycota; Agaricomycetes; Polyporales; Polyporaceae. Gene Ontology annotation, molecular function: DNA helicase activity. The transcript has a single exon. The record is from RefSeq and is a predicted model, not a curated record. The annotation marks the transcript as partial.